UGAACCGCAAUACACUCGUGUAUAUCAUUUCAUUUUCAAAGUAACCAUAAUUUGAUGCCAACGUUGAAUAUACAUGUAUGCCUUUAUUAGUAUUCACUGCAUCAAAAUGGCGUCUUUUGGGUGGUUGCGACACCACUUGUUCCUGUGGCGACCCAUUCUGGUGUUUUUCUGGAUAAAUUGUGUUUACAGCCAAAGCGAUGGCUCUGUCCGCCUGGAGGAUGGAUUUGGAGCUAGCAGCGGUCGGGUAGAAGUUUACUACAACAGUCAGUGGAACAAGGUCUGCGAUUACUUUUUCACUCUUGAUGAAGCCGAGGUUGUGUGCCGACAACUGGGCUACGAUAAUGUACAGUUGAGAAAUGGAGAUUUUGACUACGGAACAUCCGGGAUAAAUUCAUAUGUACAAAUAUUUUGCAUUUAUUCGGGUUCUCUUGAUCUGAAUGGUUGUUCGAUUUCACCUUUGAUUAGCCCAACGUACUGUUCCGCUGCAGGAGUAGACUGUGGGUAUGGGAGUUACACAACGACAAUAACCCCCACGGACAGCAUUGGGAUCUACGAUAUUCGGCUUGUGGACGGUCCGUCUUCCAACGAAGGGAGGAUCGAGAUCUGGUACAAUGGCCAAUGGAACACCAUAUGUGGUAGUACCUGGACACACAACUCAGCAGAGGUUGUUUGUCGGCAGCUUGGUUAUGACACUGAAGACGUCGAGAUAUCAACUGGCUACUAUGGCCAAGGGUCAGGACCGAUUCAACACGCCCAGUGCUUUGGAUGGGAGUAUACCUUGGAUGAUUGUACUCUUUCUUCUGGGAUUUACUUAUGUAAUCAUGAUAAUGAUGCGGGAGUAAGAUGUGGUUACACAUCAUCAGGGACUACAUCUAGACGACUGAUCGGUACUAUGGCAUUCGUCGGAGUGGCUUUGUUUCUCAUUACCAUCGCUGCCAUAGUAGCAGUCGUGUUCGUGUGCAGCCAACAGAAGGCUCCUGCAGGAGCUACUGUUGGAAUGCAGCAGCUCACUACUCUCACCACCACCACCCCUGGACCUACACAGGCAUCGGUUGCACCAAUGCCUGCUCCUGUCUCUGCUGAUGUUCCAGUUUAGAUGAUAUAGACACAAUAGAGAUAAACAAACCAAGAUCAGGAUGGUUAUAUCCAAGCAGCUGUUCUGAAGACUGACAAUCUUUGCGGACAAGUUCCUCAUUCAGCAAUAUAAAAGUUUUAGCAAUAAAUCAAAUAAUUAUUAUCGAUAUAGUCAAGACGUACAGUGAAAACAAAUCAUGUUAGAUGGUAACGACUUAUAUUAGCCAAAUUCAAAGCGAUCUUAUUUGCUUGAGAAUCAAACCUUUCGGCUUCUGUCGUUGUAAGCAAUGUCUGAUCUGACAUAGCUUUUGUAUUUUUUUUUGUUAAACCCAUAUACAAUUUACCUUUCAACAUGAUUGCUUAUGGAUUGUAUCCAUUUUUCCCAAUGUCUAUACUCAAAUUUAAAUGGUUAUAUUUAUUUAUAUUUGAGUCCUGAUAUUGUUCAAUAUUAUAUGCAGACCCUUAAUUCUACUCAAAGAGUGCGGUAAUGUGAUUUUGCUGCAAUUACGUACACCUGACUCGAGGACUGAUUUUAGGGCUAUAGGCUUGGGAUGUGGUAUGAUGUACAGUAUAGUGUUUCAUACGUGAUAUAUGGGCAGAUUUUCCAUCCAGAAGAAAUCUUCGCCUUGCAAAUUCCAUGGAACCGCGCUGAAGUGCCAGGUAGACUGACCUAAUAGAGACAUCCCACUGAUCAAAUAAUGAGAGCGCGAAACGCGAGCUAAAAAUUUUUGUAUUCAGAUCUUAAAAGGGAUAUAUAUAACUGCAUGUAUAAGCAAUUUUUUAUAAUCAUGACACAUACCUGUCUCGCUGAACAAAUAAUGCGGGCGUGUAGCGCGACCUGAAAUUUGUGUAUAAUUAUAU
Molecule: messenger RNA, 1935 nt
Organism: Lytechinus variegatus (green sea urchin)
Lineage: Eukaryota; Metazoa; Echinodermata; Echinoidea; Temnopleuroida; Toxopneustidae
Product: neurotrypsin-like
Exons: 4
Coding region: 74-1096 (340 amino acids)
Cellular component (GO): membrane
Source: RefSeq, a predicted model, not a curated record